CAGCCUGGAUCGCACACUCUCCGGGCGACAGCGAGAGUGGUGGGUCGACUUCUUCGUUUUUCUAUUUUCUAAAUGCAAAAAAUCACAAAAAAAUUGUAAUUUUGCCAAAAACCUAAAAAAAAAAAAAAACUAAGAACACUAACUUAAUUUAAGUUAGAAAAAAAAAUCUCCUUUGGUGAAACAACUGUGCUCUUAUUCCAUCACAAUCUGUUACACUCGGUUUCUACGCCAUUUGUCUCAUCAACUAAAUAUCUUUUGCCAUCUUGAUAAAUUUGACAACUUUCUGAAAAAUGAACAACACUGCUGGAGCUAAUUACCCAAUUGCCUCUCUAUACGUUGGUGAUCUUCACAAUGAGGUCACUGAAGCCAUGCUUUUCGAGAAAUUUUCCACUGCUGGGCCUGUGGUUUCCAUUAGAGUAUGCAGAGACAUGAUCACUCGUCGUUCACUUGGCUAUGCCUAUGUCAAUUUCCAACAACCAGCUGAUGCUGAACGAGCCCUAGACAGCAUGAACUUUGAUGUCCUUCGGGGAAGACCAAUUCGUAUCAUGUGGUCACAGCGUGACCCAUCCCUUCGUCGUUCUGGUGUUGGCAACAUAUUCAUCAAGAACCUUGACAAAACAAUUGACAACAAAGCUAUGUACGAUACAUUCUCUGCUUUUGGCAACAUUUUGAGCUGCAAAGUUGCUCAGGAUGAAGCUGGAAACUCAAAAGGAUAUGGGUUUGUCCACUUUGAAACAGAAGAGUCUGCCGUUAAUGCCAUUACAAAGGUAAAUGGCAUGUUGCUCAAUGGAAAGAAAGUCUUCGUUGGCCGCUUCAUUCCACGUAAGGAUCGCGAGCGUGAGUUGGGAGAGAAGGCUAAAUAUUUCACCAAUGUCUAUAUCAAGAAUUUCGGUGAUGAGUUUGAUGAUGAGAAACUCUUCGAAUGUUUCUCCAAGUAUGGAAAAGUCACAUCUCACAAGGUCAUGUCUAGUGACGAUGGGAAAUCUCGUGGUUUCGGAUUUGUUUGCUACGAAGAUCCUGAUGCUGCUGAGCGUGCUUGUGAUGAUAUGCACGCCAAGGACAUGAAUGGCAAGACCCUAUUUGUUGGACGUGCUCAAAAACGCAAUGAACGCCAAACUGAACUCCGACGCAAGUUCGAACAAAUGAAAAUCGAGCGCCUUAAUCGUUAUCAAGGUGUCAAUCUUUACGUUAAGAACUUGGAUGACACUAUCGAUGAUGAACGCCUUCGCAAGGAAUUCGCCCCCUACGGAACCAUCACCUCAGCUAAGGUUAUGACUGAAGGAGGUCGAAACAAGGGAGGUUUCCAGACAUCACUUGGUUUUGGUUUUGUUUGCUUUUCAUCACCGGAAGAAGCAACGAAGGCCGUGACCGAGAUGAAUGGCCGUAUCCUCGUUUCCAAGCCUCUGUACGUCGCCUUGGCUCAACGAAAAGAAGACCGCAAGGCACAGCUUGCUUCGCAGUACAUGCAGCGAAUGGCUGGUAUGCGUAUGCAACAAAUGGGUCAGAUGUUCCAACCGGGUGGUCCAGGUUAUUUCAUGCCCGCUCCCAUUCAGCCUCAACGCUUCUACACGCCAGCUCAGAUGGCACAAUUCCGUGCUACUCCUCGCUGGUCGGCUCAGCCUCAGGUUCGCCCGACUGCCCAACUUAACCAACAAGGUGCCGGAUAUCCCGUUUCAGCUCAGUACCGUGGCGGAGUGCCGCCACGCGGUCAGCCCCCGGUCGUCCGCUCCAUGCAGUCAGCUCGUCCCAUCACUGGCCAGCAGCCGAUGGUGCCGCAAGGAAUGCCUGGCCGUUCGAUGGGUAUGCCCUCAGGCGGACCCGUCAUGCCUCAACCCCGCCCCGGAUUCAAGUUUACUCCAGCUAUGCGAAACCCGCCCAGUCAAGGUUCCUUGCCUUCGAACGCCAUGGGUGGAUCGGCUGCCGGUGGAAUGCAACAAGCCCUUGUCGUCCAAGGACAGGAGCCGUUGACCGCAUCCAUGUUAGCUUCUGCCGCUCCCAAUGAUCAGAAGCAAAUGCUUGGAGAACGUUUGUUCCCUCUUAUUCAGCGCAUGUAUCCGGAUAUGGCUGGAAAGAUCACCGGCAUGUUGUUGGAGAUCGACAAUUCGGAGCUGUUGCACAUGUUGGAACACAACGAAUCACUCAAAGCCAAGGUGGAUGAGGCUGUCGCCGUACUUCAGGCUCAUCAAGCUAAACAAGUGGCUGCUGCAGUUGCAUCAGUUGUUCAACCGAAGGAGGAAUAAAGAAGAAAGAAAUUUAAAACAAAAAUUCACAAAAAAAUGGCAAAACUUCAAAAAAUCCACAAAAGUUUUUUUUUCUUCGUCUACGACACGGAGUUAUAACGCAACUCUUCUUUUCUGUUCUACUUUUUCUGUCUUAAUCUUAAUGUCAUCGACCACCUUUGAAGAAAACCUCCUGGUCGCCCAGCCUUCUUUAUUUUUCGCUUAUUCUAUCCCUUCUUUUUCUUUAUUUUCCGUUUCUUUCUUGAUCAUUAUUUUCCUCUUUUCAUUUGUAAUCCCAUUCAGGUUGUGGGUUAUACUUCAAAUUACAAUUUCUUCUUGUACUGGUAUAAUUCCGAAAUACAAGACAUGGGUUUCAGGCUAAAAA
Daphnia pulicaria is the source of this 2604-nucleotide messenger RNA. RefSeq names its product polyadenylate-binding protein 4-like (gene pAbp). The record is from RefSeq and is a predicted model, not a curated record. Bases 291 to 2240 code for a protein of 649 amino acids. Gene Ontology annotation, cellular component: ribonucleoprotein complex. Gene Ontology annotation, molecular function: RNA binding. The transcript has 8 exons. NCBI's taxonomy places the organism in Eukaryota, Metazoa, Arthropoda, Branchiopoda, Diplostraca, Daphniidae.